ACAAAAAGGAAAAUUAUAUUAGGUUUGUCCAGGCUACAGGUGAAAGAGGGAAAGAAGCUGAUGACAUAAUGGAAAGAUUUAAACUAACAAUUCCUGAUUUGAUAAUAGACAAAAGGCAAGGGUAUAAUAUGAUAAGGAAACAGACAAGACCAGAAUUAUUCGAAAGAAAGAGGGGAAGGCCGCAAAGCAGAGAAAAUAGAUGUACGAAAAGGAGAAGGGAAAGUUCUAGCUCAAGUAGCUCUGAAUCAUCAGACACAUCCAGAUCAAGUAGUACAAGCUCAAGAGAAGAUGAAACGGUAACUGCUGUUAGGGAUCUACUUGAUCUGGAGGAUGACUUUCAAAUUGUGGAACCAUGUUAUGAAGAGAAAUUAAGAAAAGAAGGUGAAGAAAGACUAAGAAUUGAAAAUGAAAGAAAAGAGAAACAGGAAAAAUUUAGAAAAGAGAAAGAAAGGAGAGAGAUAGCAGAGGUAAAGGAGAGACAAGAAAGGGAGGAGAGGCUCAGAAUUGAAAGGGAAAUAAAAGAAGAUGAAGCAAGGAAAGAGGCAGAGGAGAAAAAGAGAAAAGAGGAGGAACUUAGACUUGAGAAAGAAAGAAAAGAGAAAGAAGUGAAGGAAGCAGAGGAAAAGCAAAGGCAAGAAAGGGAGGAGAGACAGAGAGUAGAAAAGGAAAGGAAAGAGAAUGAAGCAAGGAAAGAAGCAGAGGAGAAAAAGAGAAAAGAGGAGGAACUUAGACUUGAGAAAGAAAGAAAAGAGAAAGAAACAAAAGAAGCAGAGGAGAAAAAGAGAAAAGAGGAGGAACUUAGACUUGAGAAAGAAAGAAAAGAGAAAGAAACAAAAGAAGCAGAGGAGAAAAAGAGAAAAGAGAAGGAACAUAGACUUGAGAAAGAAAGAAAAGAGAAAGAAACAAAAGAAGCAGAGGAGAAAAAGAGAAAAGAGAAGGAACUUAGACUUGAGAAAGAAAAGAGAAACAUGGAAGCAGAGAAAGAAAAGGAAGAAAAGGGAAGAGUAGAAGAAAAGAGACAACACGCAAAGGACAAGGAGGAAAGACAUAGUAAGAAAACAGAAGAAAAACAAAAGAUCGAAAUAGUUACACUGAAUGUAGGAGGAAGAAAUUUUUUAAAUUUAGAUACCACCGUGAAAGGCAUAAUGGACAAAGUAGUGCUAAAUUAAGAUGAAUUGUUCAUU
Molecule: messenger RNA, 1184 nt
Organism: Ruditapes philippinarum (Manila clam)
Lineage: Eukaryota; Metazoa; Mollusca; Bivalvia; Venerida; Veneridae
Product: DNA ligase 1-like
Exons: 1
Coding region: 69-1169 (366 amino acids)
Source: RefSeq, a predicted model, not a curated record